Aspergillus heteromorphus CBS 117.55 is the source of this 612-nucleotide messenger RNA. Its product is annotated as Rpp14/Pop5 family protein. Gene Ontology annotation, cellular component: ribonuclease P complex. NCBI's taxonomy places the organism in Eukaryota, Fungi, Ascomycota, Eurotiomycetes, Eurotiales, Aspergillaceae. Gene Ontology annotation, biological process: tRNA 5'-leader removal. The transcript is spliced from 2 exons. The annotation marks the transcript as partial. The record is from RefSeq and is a predicted model, not a curated record.
AUGGUCCGCAUCAAACACCGCUACCUCCUCCUCGAUAUCCUCUACCCCGAUCCGUCGACCUGGCCCUCCGCGACACCGUCCCGCUCCAAAAAUGCCCCGAACUCCAAGUCUCAAUCACAAUUACAGAUCCACUCACCUACCUCGGAUGCCUUGACGCCUAGUUUGUUGGCCAGGAUGGUGAGGGAGGAAGUCGCAGAGCUUUUUGGUGACUAUGGGGUGGGGAGAUUAGGUGGUGCUGGCGCGGGUGGUGUUAGUGUGAAAUAUCUUUCGCACGCUACGUCAACGGCUAUCAUUCGCUGUCCCCGCGCGUCUCUCCAGCUGGUCUGGACCGCUCUCACUUGCAUAUCGCAGGUGCCUGGGUUCAGUGAGAAGGGGUCGAAAAGGUCCGGGACUACGAGGCCAUGUGUGUUUCGGGUUAUUCGCGUGUCGGGGACGAUGCGCAAGGCUGAGGAGGAGGCUAUCCGUCGUGCUAGGAGGGAGAUCGUGCGUCUGAAGGGCCUGGAUGAGAUCGGGGUGUUGGAGGGGUUGGUGGGUGGGUUGGUGGAGGCAGAUGAUAGUACUCCCGUUGCUGGAGUUGCUGAGGAUGUGAUGAUGAUGGAUGACAGUGAUGAC